Salmo salar (Atlantic salmon) is the source of this 1545-nucleotide messenger RNA. The record is from RefSeq and is a predicted model, not a curated record. NCBI's taxonomy places the organism in Eukaryota, Metazoa, Chordata, Actinopteri, Salmoniformes, Salmonidae.
AUGGUGGGUCACAGGGAUCAGCGCUCAGUCGCCCCCAGCAGAGUCAGUCGCCCCCAGCAGAGUCAGUCGCCCCCAGCAGAGUCAGUCGCCCCCAGCAGAGUCAGUCGCCCCCAGCAGAGUCAGUCGGCCCCAGCAGAGUCAGUCGCCCCCAGCAGAGUCAGUCGGCCCCAGCAGACCUCUCCACGGGGGAGGGGCCUUGAACCAAGAGGCUCCAAGACUACCUCCUCGGCCUUCACCUUGCCCCCACCUUUCCUCCCCCACCUCCUCACCCACCUCCUCGGCCCACCUCCUCGGCCCACCUCCUCCACCCCCCUCCUCGGCCCCCCUCCUCGGCCCACCUCCUCGGCCCACCUCCUCACCCCUCUCCUCGGCCCCCUCCUUGGCCCACCUCCUCGGCCCACCUCCUCACCCCUCUCUGCCCACCUCCUCGGCCCACCUCCUCGACCCACCUCAUCACCCACCUCCUCGGCCCACCUCCUCACCCACCUCCUCGGCCCCCUCCUCGGCUCACCUCCUCGGCCCACCUCCUCACCCCCUCCUCGACCCCCUCCUCGUCCCACCUCCUCACCCCCUUUCUCGGCCCCCUCCUCGGCCCACCUCCUCGGCCCACCUCCUCACCACCCUCCUCGGCCCACCUCAUCACCCACCUCCUCGGCCCCCUCCUCGGCCCACCUCCUCGGGCCUCCUCGGCCCACCUCCUCUGCCCACCUCCUCUGCCCACCUCCUCGGCCCACCUCCUCACCACCCUCCUCGGCCCACCUCAUCACCCACCUCCUCGGCCCCAUCCUCGACCCACCUCCUCGGCCCACCUCAUCACCCACCUCCUCGGCCCACCUCCUCGUCCCCCUCCUCGGCCCACCUCCUCGGCACCCUCCUCGGACCACCUCCUCGGCCCCCUCCUCAGCCCACCUCAUCACCCACCUCCUCGGCACCCUCCUCGGCCCACCACCUCACCCCCUCCUCGGCCCACCUCCUCACCCCCCUUCUCGGCCCCCUCCUCGGCCCACCUCCUCGGCCCACCUCCUCACCUCCCUCCUCGGCCCACCUCAUCACCCACCUCCUCGGCCCCCUCCUCGGCCCACCUCCUCGGGCCUCCUCUGCCCAUCUCCUCGGCCCUCCUCAUCACCCACCUCCUCGGCCCCCUCCUCGGCCCACCUCCCCGGGCCUCCUCUGCCCACCUCCCCGGGCCUCCUCUGCCCACCUCCUCUGCCCACCUCCUCGGCCCCUUCUGCCCAGCUCCUCUGCCCACCUCCUCGACCCACCUCCUCGGCCCACCUCCCCGGGCCUCCUCUGCCCACCUCCUCUGCCCACCUCCUCGGCCCCUUCUGCCCAGCUCCUCUGCCCACCUCCUCGGCCCACCUCCUCGGCCCACCUCCUCGGCCCACCUCAUCACCCACCUCCUCGGCCCCCUUCAUGGCCCACCUCCUCGGGCCUCCUCGGCCCCCUCCUCUGCCCACCUCCUCGGUCCCCUCCUCGGUCCACCUCAUCACCCACCUCAUCACCCACCUCCUCGGCCCCCUCCUCAGCCCACCUCCUCCGGUUUAG